UUCGACUAGUACGUGAACGCGGCGGUAAUCGGUUGUAACAGACCGGAUUUUGUGGAGGUUGGGGGUAUUCAGUUGCUGUACCUCAAACACAUGCUGUACCUCUCAAGGAAACUGUAAAAACGUAGUUCACAAAAUGUAUACGUUUAUAUUAUUUGUUUUUUAUUUCUCGACGGAAUGUAUUGUUCAGAGCCAAAGCGUGAUCUACAUCUACACUGCCCUCUCAAAGCCAGUUGAAUUGCCUGGUAUCCAUGAGUUCACUGCCAUGGGCCUGAUGAAUAAUAGACAGAUCGAUUACUAUGACAGUGUGGAUAAAAAGAAGAUUCCCAAACAGGACUGGAUGAGGGACAAGCUGCCAGCAGACUACUGGGAAAAAGGCACUCAGUCACGCAAGAGCAAGGAGCAGUGGUUCAAAGUAAACGUCGACAUCCUGAUGAACCGCAUGAGGCACAACAACACUGAUGUCCAUAUCCUUCAGUGGAGGCAUGGCUGUGAGAUUGACAAACAGCCAGACGGCACAUUGAAAUUCAUAAAGGGCACUGACCAAUACAGCUACGAUGGUGACGACUUCCUGGCCUUUGACGAUGCCAAUAUGCAGUGGGUGGCCCCAGUUGAUCAAGCUCUGCCGACUAAGAGGAAGUGGGACGGGGUGCAGAUCCUCAACCAGUACACCAAGGGCUACCUGGAGAAGGAGUGUGUGGACUGGCUGUCCAAAUUCAUGACAUAUGGGGACAAAGAAUUCAGUAAAGCUGACUCCCCUCCAAAUAUCUAUGUUUUUGCUAAUAAGGCCAAAACUGCAGGAAAUGUCCGCCUGACCUGCAUGGCGACAGGUUUCUAUCCCAAAGAUGUGAAUAUUAAUUUUAAGAAGAACGGUAUCCAACUGAACAAAAACGAUGGAGUGCUGUCUACAGGAGCCCGACCCAAUAAUGAUGACACCUACCAGAUCAGGAUGAGUGUGCAGAUCCCAGAGGCAGACAAGCAAACUUAUGAAUGCUUUGUCAACCAUAUAACGUUGAACGAGUCAAUUAUGGAAAAAUGGGAUGGAACAUGCCGUGAUUGUAGCCAAUCCACAGAUGCUAUCAUUGCUAUCAUCAUUGGUGGCGCUGCUGCCAUUGGCAUAAUUAUCGUGCUGUUUCGUUGGAAGAAGGGCAAAAUAUGUGCUGGUAAUACAGGAGCUCUACCACCUACUGGGAUCCAGGCCCCUCUAAAUGGUGCUGGUUAUACAGGAGCUCUACCACCUACUGGGAUCCAGGCCCCUCUAAAUGGUGCUGGUUAUACAGGAGCUCUACCACCUACUGGGAUCCAGGCCCCUCUAAAUGGCAAAGACAGUGGAAGCAUCAACUCAUCAGACUCUGGUAAAGGCAGCCAGAAGGAAAGGUCUUCAGAUGGAGCCAGUGAGGAGGCACCGAUGCUGCCUAUUUGAAGUGGCUAGAUGUCUUGGUGGGGAAACUUCCUGACCGGACCGGUCAAUUCAUUUCAUAUUAUGGCUAUUGAUAAUGCUUGUUAUUCAGUUACACUGCUCAAUUCUUAUAAGCUUGUGAUGGAAAUGAUAGUUACUUAUAGUUACAGUUAGUAUGUGCUGAAAAGUGCUGCAUUUAAUAGUGUUUGCUGUUCUUAGGUAAGGUUCUGUACUUCCAAAUACACUCAAUAGUUGGUGGUUAGGUACCGGUCGGCUCGAUGUGUACAUUUCUCUUCAAUGAAUUUAUUCUGUGGUACAUUUCAUGUUUUACUGUUACACUGGAUGUUACUGUAUGGAGAGAGGUUAACGCACAAUGAAAAGGCAUCUUUACAGUAUUUGUAUCAGUCUUCAGGGAUUAUAACUAGACCUGUACUAGAUCAGGGUUAUAUAGGCUGAGAAGUAUACUGUAUGUUUGUAUGUUUUCAUACCUCUGGUCUCUGCCCAAUCGGUGACAACCUCUUCUUUUAGGGAACAUUUCAAAAGAGUUCUAGACAAACAUCUUCAGUAAUAUUUUGAGUAACAAAAAAGCUCUACAACAUAUUUACUGUAUGUGUUUCAUGACUGUUUUUACCAUAUUGUAUAUAUUUUUUUAAGUUCCUGCAAAUAAAUAUAAAAAAAUAUGAUGUUUAAUAUUGUAAAGUAUUGUUAAUACUUUGGGUAUUUGCAAUAUAAUAUUUUAAGAUCGUUUUUUUAAACUUAGGGCCAUUUCAAAACCUUUCACUGGGCUGCUAAGCUAAGACAAAUCUACACUCUUGAAUUAAUACGUAGUGGAAUUUCUGUUAAUAUCACAUUGUAAACAUUGUUUUAUCGAGGACACAAAUAAUCCCAACAUGCAGUCUUGAAGCGCAGGAUUUAAAUAGUUUCUCUUAUCACAGAAACCUGGUCAGUGUUUUUUUUUAAUAGGGCCUGUUGUGUUAUUUCAAUAAUUUUGCAUGGCAUUGCUCUGCUACUAUGUACUAACCCGUAUGUUACAUCACUUAUUACAUGCCCACGGAUGCACGCAGAAACACACACACACACACACAAUGGUUAUAACCUGUAAAUGCUUUUAAAAUAUCCUGUAUGAUUUAUUUUUUUAUGACAGAAAAAUAAAAUAAUU
Molecule: messenger RNA, 2555 nt
Organism: Oncorhynchus mykiss (rainbow trout)
Lineage: Eukaryota; Metazoa; Chordata; Actinopteri; Salmoniformes; Salmonidae
Source: RefSeq, a predicted model, not a curated record